Ciona intestinalis (vase tunicate) is the source of this 3313-nucleotide messenger RNA. The record is from RefSeq and is a predicted model, not a curated record. NCBI's taxonomy places the organism in Eukaryota, Metazoa, Chordata, Ascidiacea, Phlebobranchia, Cionidae.
CUUUAAAAAACUAAAUGCAAUUUCUUUUAGUGUCAGAGUAAGAUUUAAUUUAGACGUCAGUGGUGAUUUGACUAAUAGAUAUUUACCAAAACCGUAAAGACAACUGCUUAUAAAUUUCAUGCAUCUAAUUGGGAAUACCAAACGUUGACGCAGACUUUGAAAAUGGAAAGCCAAAGUGUUCCUAGACCUCAGGCGAUUCAGACCCACCUUUUACACAAGGGGUCAAGGUUACCCAAACCCAAGCUCUCGUCACCCCCCACUUCACCCACUGCCCCACAUAACCCCAACUUACCCACCAAUUCAACUCUAGCCACCCCAUCUCAAGUUCAAAACCGCGCAUGGACCUCAUUUGAUGACAGUCCUGUGCACUUAAAUUCAGCUGGAAAUAAUUUUGCAAGUCCAUCUCCCUGGAGCAGUGGACCUGGAAACGAUAAAUGGGCGUCUUUUCCAAACCGGAAGUCCGAAGAUCAAAAAGACUCCAACUCUACUCCUGUUUCCUCCAAUUUAAAGAGGACUUCAGAUCAUACACACCCCUCUCAAAACCCCAACACCCCAGUCCAAGGAGUCCCUUUGACACACCCCCUUGCGUCAAACACCCCAUUAAAGCCCCACGCAAGGACCCCUAACCAGCCGGGGUACUCUGUUGAGACCCCUACCCAAAUAAGGCAUCGAAACCCCUCAAAAGAAGACAUUAUUGGCCACAAACAGGCGCUAGAUGGCAGUAAUGAGUUUACAGACCCGUGGUGUAUUACAGACGAACAAAGAGAGUAUUAUAUGAAACAGUUUUCAACAAUGCAGCCCGAUUUGAAAGGAAAAAUUGACGGUCAAACUGCAAGGAAUUUUUUCACCAAGUCCAAACUACCAAUAUUAGAACUCUCCCAUAUAUGGGAGUUAUCAGACAUGGAUCAAGAUGGUAGUCUUACCAUAGACGAGUUUUGCACUGCAUUUCAUCUCGUUGUAGCUCGUAAAAAUGGAUACGACCUACCAAUUAAACUUCCUCAAGCUUUAGUUCCUACGUUAAUUGAUCUCGGUGUAGGGGAAGUACCCACUAAAGCAGACCCGUUUCAACCUGACGAAGAAAUAUCUUCCCAUCCUAUUGCUUCUAAUAAUACAGCGUCUGCUGACCAAUGGGAGACCUUCAGUGAUCGAACAAACAGUUCGACGACACUCGCUAAUUUUGACCAAUCAAAUCAUUCAAUUGAGGAAAAUUUACCCCACCCUGUAGCGGUACAUAUGACCCCGUCUCGUCACCCCGAGUUAUGGAAGCGGGUUAGCAACGACGCUGAAAAGUCCUCCGGGGCGACUCCUAGUGGUGAAACGCACGAUGAAGAGAGUACGACGUCGUCCCCGCAAGUGAGGACGAAAAAACGGCUUGUGACGAACCCGUAUGGGUCUUUACGGAACGAGUUGUCUGAUGUAGAUAGUAGUUGUGAAGGUAAAAAAUUAUCAGCAAGUAACUCAACUGACUCAAAAGAAUCGAGAAAUAAUGAACUGGAAGAAAAAACAUUUCGUAAAAAUAAAAAAGGACGAUCUUUGUCUACAUCAUCAGUGACAUCAUCAUCGUCCUCGGUUGCCACGAGCGAUCGAUCUUCCGCAGAUGAAGAUGAUGUUGAAGAUCGGUCCGAUCCCGAGCAUUCUGAUUGGUCGUCACGACCCCUACGUCCAAGAUCCGGUUCAAGUUCAUCCAUGGAAAGUGGGUCAGUCCCCACUAUAACCCCACUACCCCCUCCUGCCCCCACACCCCCACCCAGACCCCUUGUUCACCCCAAAUCUUCACCCAAACUUAAAAGAGAAUCAAAAUCAAACUCGUUGGAGAGAAAUGAGAAUUUUCCAACGAAAGAUGUUGAAAAUAGAGUAGAUGGACCAACGCCCCCGCCACGCCCCCAAACUGUACCAGUUACAGAGCCACAGGAGUCUUUCGCUGACUUUAGUAACUUUAACCAGCCACACGAGGAGCCAGAACCUAUCGAAAAAUCGGAUGACGAAAAAAAAAUUGAGAAAAAAUUAGAAAAAAAAGUUGAGAAAAAAGUGGAAAAAAUUGUGAAACCGGUUCCUGCUCCAAGACCUAACAAAGAAUCUGCGAAGAUCGAAGAAGAAAUUGAAAACAAGGAUAUUGAAGAAGAAAAAUCAACGCAUAAUAAAAAGGCCCCCACAAAACCCCCACGUUCUCGUAUAAUGAGCUCGGACGUAUGUAAACCUGAACCCAUAUUGUCAACUCUUCCAAUUUCGAGUAAAGACCCAAAACAUAAACCCCAACCUAAGCAAGAAUUAUCUCGCAAUAAAAGCAGUCUACAGACGUCAAUACGAGAACUAAAAGUCCGAAACACGCAACUUACGAGGCUAAACGCGGAUCUACAACAGCAGCUUAAAGACGUAAUGGAGUCCAGAAUUACUGUAGAAAUGAACAUACACCAAAUGCGACCGUUUACGCAAUAAAACCCAAUUUAGAAACCCUUUUUACCCCCAAAAUAUCCCCCAAAACCAUAUCCAAAAUAGCUUACAUACAUUUACAGCCAUUUAGACUACGCAAAUUUUAUGGAUAAUUAUAAGCACUUAAAACUGGGGUUGCUUUGCACUUAGGCUUCUAGCUCCAGUGAUGACCAAAUCUAAUUUCGACUUCUACUUUCUAUGGUAACAUAUAGUUGCGAAAAAAAAUUGGUCAUCACUUUUUGCUAAUCUGGUGAAAUUUUUUUAUAAUUCAAUGAAAAUGGUUAAUUUAUUAAUAAGGUAUUUUUUAAAAUUCCUUUUUUUUUGCGAAAAAUUUGUCAAACUCUAUUUCAAUGCUGGUACUUGCUUUAACUUUUACAUUUUUGGUAAAAAAUAUCUAAACGCCAGUGUUUUUUUAGUCAAAAACUAAUUUCUUGCCUCGUCGGUACAAUUAUUCCUGUGUGCUCCAAAAAUAUUCAUGUUUUUUGGCUAUUUAUUAACGUUUAAUAGGCAAACUCAUUUCUUAAGGCAUAUAUAUAUAUUAUAUAUGUGCCCAUUCAAAGAAAAAUGGCUGAAUUAUAGUUUUUUUCUCAAUGUUUGCCAACGCAAGAGUGCCUUGCGUAUUUUUACCUUUCCAGCGAAAAAAACAACAAAUCGUUGGUACCAGUAAUUUUGUACUUUCGCGAAAAUUUAUUUUGCUUUACAGUUUCGCAGCUUUUCUCGUUAGGUGUUAUGUUAUGCCGCUCAUAAGCGACUGUCAUGCAUACAUUUUGCUUCUAGAAUUCAAUACGGGGCGCUAUUUUCCUGCCGGCGGAACAUGUAGAUAUGUGGUAACAUGGAACAGCAUGGUGGGCAUAUUCACCGUAAUAUAUUUUUAUCACAAACA